AUGACAGCGCCUACGCACUUGCUGGGCCAGAUCCGGGUUGACCCUGCGUCCUGCCUUAACCCUGAUGUCGCCAUCGUUUCGUCCAAGGCUAUUGAUGCAAGCGACAUAGGUCUCGAAUUCCAACCUUCCAUACCAGGUCGUCGAUACUUCGAGAAUUGGGUCGAGCAUUCACAUUCGGACAUUGACGGCGCCCGGUCCGGUCAUGGUCUACUCGCCGUCAACAUAGCCUGCAGCGACUCGGAGAUCCCACCGAUCAUGGAGACCGGCGAGCAUUGUGCACUGGAGACAUGCGGGCGGCUGUCCUUCCUGCCAGUCCCUUGUCCGCUCUGCAUCAUCACCUUUUGCGAAUCGCAUUUCUUGCCCGACCAGCACGCCUGCGCAAAGGCCCAGUCGACGGUGCUCAGUGACGAUGAGCUUCUGCGACGCAUCGCAACCUCGGGCUCAUCAGGUCGGCUGCCGUGCCAGAAGCAAGGAUGCAAAAAGCUCAGCUUCGAAGUCCAGGCGCCUCACUCACAGAGUCGAACGGCAGCCUCGGAUCCAGGCCUGCCUUCCAGUCCUCAACGGACCUUUAAGCAUGCGGCGCCCAGAUGCGACCGGUGCAAAGGGCUCUUCUGCGCGACGCACCGAUCUGCGAUUAGCCAUGGCUGCACAGCCCCGGCACCCCUUACCGAAGGUCAACGCAAGCUACAGGCUAUCGAGGAUCGCAAGAAGAAGGCUGCCGCACUGAUCGCAAAGAACUUUCCGAACCGAGGGAAGACGUGA
This is a messenger RNA of Moesziomyces aphidis, 762 nucleotides long. The record is from the annotation of a GenBank genome assembly. NCBI's taxonomy places the organism in Eukaryota, Fungi, Basidiomycota, Ustilaginomycetes, Ustilaginales, Ustilaginaceae.